UUCCACGUCUGCGAAGGGAAGCCAGAUUACAGCGGAGUAUCUGAAACCUCAGUUGUUCUCAAAGCCAUUAUUAAAAUGUAAAUAUACACACAUGCAGUCGGAUGCUUUGACCCUGGAAUGGAUUUAGAGGAGGCUUACCAGGUGGUUGGAGAGUUCGGUAGGCACCAGAAGCGGAUGGUCACCAUCCUGGUUCUCCUACAGAUUUACAUGGCAUGUCAGUCCAUGCUCAUCAUUUUAGUGGGUGCUGUGCCAGAAUAUCACAUAGAACCCGUUACUGGAGAUCCGGAUGAUGAUAUAACACAAAGUGUGAAAUUCACAGAGGACGUCAGCUCAAUCGUGACCGAGUGGUACCUGAUUAAGCACGAAGCCUACAAAGUAAACCUGGCUGGGUCUCUGUUCUUUGCGGGUGUGCUGAUUGGAAAUGUCCUAUUUGGACCGCUCUCUGAUAAGAUUGGCAGGAAGCCGGUUUUCCUAACUGGUCUGUUUUUUGAGGUCUUGUUCGGGUACGGAACAGCAUUAGCACCUAGCUAUGAGGUGUUUGCUGUGUCUCGGCUGCUGGUGGGAUUGAUGAACGGAGGAAUGGCGCUGGUCUGUUUCGUUCUUACUCAGGAAUACGUGGGGAAGUCCUACUGGGCUAUGACAGGGACCUUGACUAAUAUGACCUUUGCAGUGGGCAUCGCUCUGUUCGCUGCGUUGGGUUAUUAUGUUCAGCCGUGGCGGAACCUAGCAACAGCGGCCAACUGUCCCGGACUUUUGCUCUUCAUGCUCUGUGUGACUUUGCCAGAAUCUCCGCGCUGGCUUUAUUCUCGGGGUCAGACAGAGAAGGCUGAAGACAUCCUGAAAGAUUUUGCUGUGAGGAACGGGAGGCAGAAUUCCAGUAAAGCUCCGCGGACCGUCAGCAGCAACGCUCCGGAUGCGUCCAGUCCUGGGGUUUUGCAGCUGGUCAAACAUCCCAUACUGCGCUGGAGAACUGUGGUGCUCAUGUAUGUGUGGUAUGCGUGUAGUCUUGUGUAUUACGGGUUGACCCUCAGUGCCAGUGAAGAUAAAGGUAAUCGUUACCUUAGUGUUGCCAUGUAUGGUCUGGUGGAACUCCCUGCAUACCCUCUCUGCAUGUACUUCAUUAACAAGCAGUGGGCAGGCCGGAGGAAGUCUAUGGCCAAUUUUCUUGCAUUUGCAGGCGUAUCCUGUCUGCUCACAAUGUUCGUACCUGUAUCAGGGUCCUUAUUAAGUGCCACAUCACUGGCUUUAGUUGGAAAACUGAUGGUCAGUGCUGCAUUUAAUAUUGUGUAUGUGUACACAUCAGAGCUCUACCCAACCGUGAUCAGGAAUGCAGGCCUGGGUGUGUGUUCCAUGUCCUGUAGAGUUGGGGGAAUUCUGGCACCGUUCGUGCCGAGUAUGAAAUCACUGCACACCUCCAUGCCAUUUAUGGUGUUCUGUUUGAGUGGGAUUUCGGCGGGCUGCCUGGGGCUUCUACUGCCGGAGACACUUAAUAAACCUGCUGCUGAAACGCUUGACGAACUUUCCAGCCCCACUUACCAGCGAAUCUUACAGCCGCAGGUUCACCUUUUGGAAGAAAAGCAUUUAAUUGACCACAGUGGGGCUGAUAGCGACUGAGACAAAGACCUUGAAAACAUUUUAUUACGCCUGUUUACAUACAUUCCUUGACCAUAGUCAGAAUGUUGUGAGAUACACUGACUCACUGAAAGACAAAUGGUGCCUUCCAGAAGAAAUGUCCGCUCAAAGGAUUAAUUCAACAGAUUUCACUGUCUGGAUUCGUUUAGGGAAAAGGGACCAGAUUCUCAUUUGUUAACUCUUUUCUUAAUGUCUGACAAUUGACAGCUAAUUUCAUUUGUUGUGUUUACUGCAAUUUACAAAAAACAAAUGCUUUUUUUCGUUGUUGUUGUUGUUGUUGAGCUGUGAAAUUGCAUUCACCAGAGUGUACAUAUUAGCAUUCAGUUACUAUUCAAUAAUGGCUGCUGAUUUCAGUGAUACUGAAUCUUAGUUUUAAAGAAAUGGUUCACUCAAAAAUUAAAAAUGUUCAUUUAUUUACUAUUUUAAAUCUCUACUGACAAUUUUUUAUCUAUCAUACUCAUACUGGUAUUUUUUUCUGUCAGUGGACACUAGAUGUUAGAUUCAUACUUUUUUGGCCUUUUUUUUACCAACAUACUGGUUUGGAUCGACAUAGUGUGAAUAAUAGCACAAUUUUAAUUUUGGGGUGAACUGUUAUUUUAAGAAACCAUUUUUAUUUUUUUUUUUACCAUUAUUGAUUGUUAUUUUUCUCCAAAUGGAGAAGUGAAGUGUUAAACACACAUAUAUAUUUGUGUAUAUUUCUGUACAGUGCUAAACAUGCGUCGGUCUUUAUCUUGAGAGUUAAGGGAGAAGCUUUGAAAUAAAUGCCUCAUGUAUAUUG
Puntigrus tetrazona (Sumatra barb) is the source of this 2410-nucleotide messenger RNA. RefSeq names its product solute carrier family 22 member 15 (gene slc22a15). Gene Ontology annotation, cellular component: membrane. Gene Ontology annotation, molecular function: transmembrane transporter activity. NCBI's taxonomy places the organism in Eukaryota, Metazoa, Chordata, Actinopteri, Cypriniformes, Cyprinidae. Gene Ontology annotation, biological process: transmembrane transport. The record is from RefSeq and is a predicted model, not a curated record.